UACACUACAACAUGAUGGGAAAUGUAGUUCGCAGGAUUUCAAUAAAUACUUGGGAACGCUGAUUCUACUUCCUCUUUACUGCACGAGCCUGAGGAAGACAGGCACUUCUGAUCCACCAUGCCCGUUGCCAGGAGUUGGGUCUGUCGUAAGACAUACGUCACCCCCCGUCGUCCUUUCGAGAAGUCUCGUCUCGACCAGGAGCUCAAGCUUAUUGGGGAGUAUGGUUUGAGGAACAAGCGUGAGGUGUGGAGGGUCAAAUUCACCCUGGCCAAGAUCCGCAAGGCCGCCAGAGAGCUGCUCACUCUGGACGAGAAGGACCCCAAGCGUCUGUUUGAAGGUAAUGCCCUUCUGAGGCGUCUGGUGAGGAUUGGCGUGCUGGAUGAGGGCAAGAUGAAGCUCGAUUACAUCCUGGGCCUGAAAGUUGAGGACUUUUUGGAGAGGAGGCUACAGACACAGGUGUUCAAGCUGGGGCUGGCCAAGAGCAUCCACCAUGCCCGCGUGCUGAUCCGCCAGAGGCACAUUCGUGUCCGCAAGCAGGUGGUGAACAUCCCCUCGUUCGUGGUCCGCCUGGACAGCCAGAAGCACAUCGACUUCUCCCUUCGCUCUCCAUAUGGUGGUGGUCGCCCCGGCCGCGUUAAGAGAAAGAACGCCAAGAAGGGCCAAGGUGGAGCCGGAGGAGCUGAUGAUGAAGAGGAGGAUUAAAAUGGGAAUGUCUUCCUGGAAGUAUUGGCUUCCUGAUGUUCCUGGUUUUUUCAAUAAAGUUUUUGAUUUCA
Molecule: messenger RNA, 773 nt
Organism: Hypomesus transpacificus
Lineage: Eukaryota; Metazoa; Chordata; Actinopteri; Osmeriformes; Osmeridae
Gene: rps9
Product: ribosomal protein S9
Exons: 5
Coding region: 118-702 (194 amino acids)
Biological process (GO): translation; positive regulation of translational fidelity
Cellular component (GO): cytosolic small ribosomal subunit
Molecular function (GO): structural constituent of ribosome; rRNA binding
Source: RefSeq, a predicted model, not a curated record